Messenger RNA from Scleropages formosus (Asian bonytongue), 2772 nucleotides. RefSeq names its product stannin-like. The transcript is spliced from 3 exons. Gene Ontology annotation, cellular component: mitochondrial outer membrane. The record is from RefSeq and is a predicted model, not a curated record. The coding region runs from base 1660 to 1926 and encodes 88 amino acids. NCBI's taxonomy places the organism in Eukaryota, Metazoa, Chordata, Actinopteri, Osteoglossiformes, Osteoglossidae.
GAAACGUUCAUCAUUCCGACAUUCGCGGUUGUCCUCCUCGUCGGUGGAUUCCUCCUUGAGUCCUUCGGCCGGGACUUCGUGUCGGAUUCUUGCAGAACGUGACGCUCGCUCGCGUUUUGUGUUCGGCUGCGUUUUGUUUGGCGGCGGCGAAUGUAGUAGUAGUAGCAGCUCCGUGUCGCGGACGCGCCGCUUCUCUCCCUCAGUCAGACUCGGUGCGCUCGCGUUAGUAUCAAUAACACAUUUAACACAUUUAUAAAUCAUAAUCGCUGCAUUAAUUUAAUGUUAGCGCUACACUCACGUCGCUGCAGUGGCGCGAUCCCGCUUUUAUUUGGCGGAUUCAGUUCCCCGCUUUUGCUCUGCAGACUCGAUGUGGCUCAUGAUUUGUCGAUAGUAAAACCGGCGAGUAACGGUGCCGUAGGUAGCGGGCCGCGCUUGUUCGCGCGCGUUUCCGCGCACCGCUAACUCGUCGUGUUCGAGGCGUUACACGCGCUGCUAAUAAUUCCUCUAAACCUACCUGGUCCUGGGGGGGUCCGUAACAACCGCUCAUUUUCACCGCGGCGCUAAUUAGAAUAUUUAAAUCAGCCGCUCUGAUAUAAUUUAUUUUUCCUUCUCUUGCUUCGUAUCUAAGCGUAAGGACGUUAUAAUUUCAAUUAACGGGGAGCUAUUCUUCCCAAGGCGCAGUGUCAAUUUUACAGUUGCCAAAAAAAUUAUAAAUUGCUUCACAGGGAUUAUUUUUCGCUGGAAGCUCUUGAAAUGUGUGCUGUAUACACUAAUACAGUGACAGUGCAGUGAGAAUUAAUUGAAUUAUGAGCAUUUCAUAACAAUAGAGACUUCUCUGGAAGGGAGGGUGGAGAAAUCCUUUAAAACUCCGUGUGAUCAUCUAUUCUUUGAGUGGGAUGCAGCUCUGAAGUAAGGGAAAAUAUACCUGCCAGUAAUGAUGACAUUUUAAACUUUUCUAGGUUGAAAGCCAAGUGUUGUGUGACAGGGUGGCCUGCAGUUCUCAUGCUGUAGUGAUUUUCAGUGAUUAAAACCCUGUGAUGCAUUUCAAAAUCCCAAGGGCUACAUUUCCCACUGCUCGGGGUUGGGCUCCGGGUCGGGAUCAGGGUUGGGGGGCUUCCGUCACAGGAGCGGCGGGGUUGCAUAACCCGGAUCUGUGUGAAGAGGUGUUCUGGUGCACACGCUGCAGCUGCUCCGCACAGCACAGUAAUUCUGCUUUUAGAAUCACGGGGCGGCAGGAGGUGUGUUGUCGCCCUGCAAUCCGGGCGAUCCGGGUUCGAAUCCCACUCCUGCUGUAGUGCCCUUUUUCAAUAGACUUACCCUGAUCUGCUCCUUUAAACAUGACCCUCCUGUAUAAAUGGGCAAAUCAUUGUCAAGUUGAUUAUCUAAUGCUGCGAGUCACCAGCAUCGGCUAAACGGAGAUUAAUAAUUCACAUUUCUUACUUUACCAGGUAUGUUUCUCCAAAACAAUGCACAAUGACUUAACAAUAUUGUUCAGAUGACGCCUUCAUCCGAGUGCUCAUCCCGUGACGCAGACACUACCGUACUGCGCUGCCCAGGAACUGUCGGACAGUCUUGGUGGUGAGACGAGCAAGCGGUCGUGGGCAAGGACUCUGUGGGAGAACCUCACCUGCACGUCUCCGCCCGGCUUACCCCUCCAGCAUGUCCACGGCCGUGGAUCACAGCCCUACCACCGGCGUGGUGACCGUCAUCGUCAUCCUGAUCGCCAUCGCUGCCCUUGGGGCCCUCAUCCUGGGCUGCUGGUGUUACCUGCAUUGGCAGCACAUUGGCCAGCCUGAGGAUGAAGAGAGCAUCGUGGGAGAAGGGGAGACAAAGGAGCCCUUCCUGCUGGUGCAGUACUCUGCCAAGGGCCCGCGAGCGGAGCACAAGACCAAGCUCACGCCCAACGGCAUUGAAAUUCACAGCUAACGGGUGCAUCGUCUCCUUCGAAAGUCGCACGCCGAGCUGCAGAACAACGUGGCUUUCGCUCGUAGCGCGUACCUUAGUAUGAAAGGCACGUGGGAUGUGCCAGAUGAAUUUUUUUUUUUUUCCCCCCCUACCACUCUGGAAGGAUUAAAAAAAAAAAAAAAAAUGAUGCACUCCCAACAUUAAGUCCACCUUGUUUGGAAACUGAAACUAACUGCUACCCUAAACCAGUGCAGACUAAUCGGGCCCUUUGUUGAGCAUUCGUUUUACUUUAUAUGUACUUGUAUUGUGAAUUGCACAUUGUUAUGGGCCAAAAAAAAAAAAAAAAAAAAACCUGUGAAAUGUGAUUAAUGGUAUUUGUAAGGAAUACUGGUCAGACAAAUGUUUGGAAUAUUGAAUUGCCGAUUGGUCCAAUUUGGAUCGCCAGAAAGGUCAAGUUGUUCUUUGCUCUGUAGAAGCAGAGGGAAUAUCUGACCAUGUAUUUCUUUUUCUAGUGAAGCUGCUGUUUGUUGUGUGAAAAUACUGCCGCAGUUCAAGGUUUGACUGCAGGCGCUACUUGUCCGACCGGGACCUAUGACCGAUUUCCAGGAUAAGCUAAAUGCCACAAGACUGGAUUAUCUUGAAGGUCCUUCGUGUUUGAAAGAAGCCGAUUGUUUGUUUGUACGUGGCCGUAUUUGAAUACGAUCAAUCGUUUGUCUAUGAAUUUUUGAUGUGCACUGUAUUAUACCGUAAGUAAGAAUCCACACUUCUCAAUUUGUAAUGCUGUCUAAGGUUAUUGGAUUUCUAAAAGUUUGUUGGUUAGAUCCAUAUUUUGUCAGAUUUUUGAAUGACUGAGCCAUUUUAAGAGGA